Hypoxylon trugodes is the source of this 1852-nucleotide messenger RNA. Its product is annotated as cytochrome c/c1 heme-lyase. Bases 203 to 1255 code for a protein of 350 amino acids. NCBI's taxonomy places the organism in Eukaryota, Fungi, Ascomycota, Sordariomycetes, Xylariales, Hypoxylaceae. The record is from RefSeq and is a predicted model, not a curated record. Gene Ontology annotation, cellular component: mitochondrion. Gene Ontology annotation, molecular function: holocytochrome-c synthase activity. The transcript is spliced from 3 exons. Gene Ontology annotation, biological process: cytochrome c-heme linkage.
UGUUUCCAUAAUUAAGUCAGAGUCAGCCUCGGAAAACCGAGCGCGGCAAAUGAAAAAAAAAAGUCGAAUCAAUUGAAGACAACGAUAACGCCAUCACAAAUAGUAUUUCCAUAAUCCUAUUUCAGUUCUAAUUCCUUAUAUCUGUCCUAUAGUAUCCUAAUUAUUUUUUUCUCCAUUCGACUUAUCCAAACGAACUUUAGUCAUGGGUUGGUUCUGGGCAGAUGGGCCUCAGGCAAAGACCCAAUCGCAUUCUUUAUCGCAUCAUUCCUUCACUGAAUCUCAAAAUGGAUUUGGAGGCCGAUCACCCCCUCCAGGAUGUCCAAUGCACAAACACCAAAAGUCAGCCGACGCGAUAACAUCUUCCCCGGGCUAUUGUCCCGUGAAGCAUACCCUGUCCGCCGCCGACCCCCCCUCAGCAUGUCCAGUGCCCCAUGGUUCAUCAACAGAACGUAAUGAGUGGAAGAAAGAAUGCAGAAGAGAAUCUAAGAAAGACUACGAAUCAUCAUCUACACUAUCGAAGUUGAACCCUCUCAACUACAUGUUCCGAGAAAUAUCACAAGCCCCCGCUCCAGACCAAACGCACGUGCUUCCCACCUCACGAGAGCCCUCAACGAUUCCGAGGGGUGAUGGCGAUGGGAAUUGGGAAUACCCAUCUCCCCAACAGAUGUAUAAUGCCCUCCUGCGCAAAGGUUACACGGACACGGAUGUCACCGCGGUUGAGAGUAUGGUGAGCGUACACAACUUUUUAAACGAAGGAGCCUGGGCCGAGAUUAUGGACUGGGAGAGACGGUUUUCCGGCGGUUUAUAUAAGGGUUGGCGCAUGUGCAGCCAUGGCGAACAGAACUUCGAAACCCAGGUAAAGAAGUACGGAUACGAAAAAGAGGUGGAAGACUUAAGUCCAAGCCUAGUCAGAUUUCAAGGUCGACCACAGGAUAUGACACCCAAGGCGGCCAUGUUCCAAGUCAUGGGCUGGAUAUAUCCCGGAGCCUUUGGCACUGAACCACCUUUUGAUCGACACGACUGGUACGUUUCCCGAGAUAUCAACGGCCAGCGCAAAGAAGUUCGCUACGUUAUCGACUACUAUUCCGGACCACCUGAAGAGACGGGUGAGCCAGUCUUCUACCUCGAUGUCCGACCAGCCAUGACACCGAGCGGAGCAGCGGAGAGGGCGUUGCGAUGGGGAUGCGACGUAUGGUGGAGAGCGAUAGGAGGGGAUACACGAGAACGCGAAAAGCUAAAUCGGCCAAAGUCGUGAAUGAUAACUAUGUCUUAAACGACCAUAAACACAAUUAACGUUGAUGGGGCGUGGAGUUUUGGUAUUUGGUUUGCGGGAUGUAUCAUUAAGGGAACGCUCAACUUUUUUUACGGCGCCUCGCGAUGCAUCAUGACAUUUCGGAUUCACGAACUUUGAUACUCUGUACCAUAGUUAGCAACUUCUGCCAACUCCUCUUCUCCCAGAAUAGAGAUAACGGACCACGUGUUGCGACAUUUCCGUGGAUCUUCCCAAAGAACGCUACAACCUCAAUAUUGAAAUUGGGAAUAGCUGUUAGUUUAAAUCUAACCGAUCUUAAUUAAAAUCUAGAAAUCAGUGAUCGACCCCGCCGUUAAGUGCAAGCGCAUUAAUAAGUCGGUUAAAAUGGAUUGCGCUCAUCCAACAUACCGUACCGUUCUGAACAACACCAGGGAAUCAUUAUCGUCUCCCUUAUUUUCCCCUUAUUACCUUCGAAAUAAAGAAGAAGCAAAUUCAUUUCCGUAAAACGAGAAGUACAAGUGCGAUAGUAACAAUUUAUAGUUAAGGUGCUUAUGCGGGCAUCAUGGGCGCCAACGAUGUACCGAUAUGUAGCCACCGAAC